This is a messenger RNA of Penicillium angulare, 1518 nucleotides long. RefSeq lists its product as uncharacterized. The record is from RefSeq and is a predicted model, not a curated record. NCBI's taxonomy places the organism in Eukaryota, Fungi, Ascomycota, Eurotiomycetes, Eurotiales, Aspergillaceae. Gene Ontology annotation, cellular component: plasma membrane. Bases 1 to 1518 code for a protein of 505 amino acids. Gene Ontology annotation, molecular function: dipeptide transmembrane transporter activity; allantoate transmembrane transporter activity. Gene Ontology annotation, biological process: transmembrane transport; allantoate transport; tripeptide transport. The transcript has 4 exons.
AUGGAAAAAGAGCAAUUACCUUCACUACACGAUGCAACUGGCCUCGAUUCAUUGAAAAUACAACACUCCUCAACAAACAAAGAUGUCGACUUUGGUCAAGUUCUCGAAACAUAUGCAACCCCCGAGAUGGAGAGGAAGCUUCUUUGGAAGCUAGAUCUCUUUCUUAUUCCUCUGAUGGGGUUUUGCUAUAUGCUGCAAUAUAUGGAUAAAUUGGCACUGAGCCAGGCGACUUUGUUCAAUUUACAAGAAGAUUUGAACCUCAAGGGUACGGAGUAUAAUUGGACAUCCGCCGUUUUUUAUUUCGGAUACCUCGCAUGGAGCUGGCCUAGCUCGUACCUUAUUGUCCGACUCCCACUCGGUAAAUACCUGGGAUUUGCAGUGUUCUUGUGGGGAGGCAUCUUGAUGUGCCAUGCGUCCUGUACUUCAUUUUCAGGGUUAAUGGCUGCACGGUUCUUUCUCGGAGUGGGAGAGGCGUCCAUCGCACCUGGCUUCGCUUUGAUAACAGGAAUGUUUUACAAAAGAGAAGAGCAGCCUGCUAGACAAGCCGCCUGGUUUGUUGGAAACUCCAUUGCGACGGUCAUUGGAGGAGUAGUCGCAUAUGGAAUCGGACUUAUCCAAACCAGCGCUGUCCAAAACUGGCAAUUGCUGUUCCUAAUUCUGGGUGCCGUUACCGCAGCCUAUGGAUUGAUUCUUCUGGGGCUUCUCCCCGACUCGCCGGCUAAAAAUGUGUUCCUUAACCAGACCGAGAAGACAAUUGCAAUCCAACGAACACUGAAGAACAAGACUGGUGUCAUGGACACCGGUAAAUUCAGAUGGAACCAAGUGGUAAUGGCCAUCAAAGAUCCGCAAACUUGGUUCCUUGUACUUUAUACGCUCUGCGUGAACUUUUGCAAUGGUGGCAUUACGAGCUUUUCUUCUAUUAUUAUCGCUGGUUUCGGCUUUUCCAAUCUCAAGGCUCUGGUCAUGCAGAUGCCGCUCGGAGCUGCGCAAUUGGCGUUCCUUUUGCUAACCUCUGGCUUUGCAACUUUUGUGCGGUCAAGUCGAAUCUUCAUGAUGAUCUUGAAUUGCGCGGUCUCUGUGAUCGGAAUGGCUCUUAUUUGGAAGUUAGAUGAAGGUGAUCGUGCGGGGAGGUUGACGGGUCUUUGCUUAGGGGCCGUGUUUGCCGCCAAUAUCCCACUGUCACUCAGUAUAAUCAGCUCGAACAUCGCUGGAUUUACAAAAAAGAGCACCGUCAGUGCUUUGAUGUUCGUGGCAUAUUGUGUUGGAAAUAUAGUCGGGCCUCAGUUCUUUAUUCCCGCUGAAAAGCCCGCAUAUCCGACUGGAAUAAAGGCAGCUAUGUCUGGGCUAAUUUUAGGCAUUUUCUUUUUAAUAUGCCUUUACGUGUAUUACGCGUGGGAAAAUAGCCGUCGCGAUCGACUUUAUGGUUCUCCAAGACAGCUAACUGAAGCAGAAGAGUUACAGGAUGAAUUCUCCAACAAGACAGACCAUGAGAUUGAGAGCUUCCGUUAUCUUUUGUAA